AUGGCUACCCGGGGGUCUCUGGAAGAAUUCGACCCCACCAAACCGGGCGGCUGGAAGAGCUACGCGAGCCGGCUGGCCUUCUACCUCGACGCCAACGAUAUCACCGAUGUCGGGAAGAAGCGCUCCGCCUUCCUCAGCGUGUGCGGGGCCCAGACCUUCGACCUCGCUCAGUCCCUGCUGGCUCCCGCCGAACUGGAGGAGACGCCAUUUCCGGCGAUCAUGGCGGCGCUGGGGAGCCAUUUCAACCCCCAGCCAACUCGGGCCACUCGCCGCUUGGCGUUCCACCUGCGGGACCAGGGACCAGGGGAAUCGGCAGCUGCAUACAUUGCCGCUCUACGCACGGCCGCCCGUUCCUGCGACGUCUCCCUCCACAAGGUGCACGGGGCAGACAAGGUCGCCAUCGUCAUCAAGAUCGGCGGUGCGCCUUGCGAGAUGGAAGUGGACUCCGGGUCGGCUCUCUCCAUUAUAUCGAUGGACACGUACCGCGACCUGGGCCGUCGCUCUGCCUCCCUCCCCGAGCUGCGUCCAUCCCGCGUCACCAUUUGGGACUAUCAGCGGCGCCGGGUGCCGGUCCGGGGGGAGGCCCGCGUACCCGUUCAAUUCCGGGCCCGUUCCGGGUGCCUCCGCCUCAUCGUGGUCGAGGGGCCUCGCGCGAGCCUCCUGGGGCUCGACUGGUUUCCGGCGCUCGGCCUUCACAUCGGCGGCAUCCACCACAUCAGCCAGGCCGCCCUCAACGACGUUUGGGCGGAGUUUGAGGACGUGUGGAAGGGCCCACUGGGCUGCUACAAGGGGCCGCCGGUCCGCCUGCACGUCAACCCCGCCGCUGCACCCAUCCGCCUCAAGCCUCGCCGCGUCCCCUUCGCCCUCAAGCCCCGGAUCGACGCGGAGCUUGACCGUCUCGUCGCUCAGGGGGUACUGGUACCGGUCCCCAACGCCCCCUGGGAGACCCCAAUUGUGACGCCGCUCAAGCCCAACGGGGACGUCCGCAUCUGCGCGGACUACAAAUGUACUAUUAAUACUGCGCUGCGGCCGCACGCCUACCCCGUGCCCGUUGUCAGCCACCUCCUGGCCUCCCUUGCUGGGGGUCAGGUGUUUGCCAAACUGGACCUCGCUCAGGCUUACCAGCAGCUGCCCGUGGACCCCGAGUCGGCUGAGGCGCAGACGAUUGUCACUCACCGGGGUGCCUUCCGGGUGACGCGCCUACAGUUCGGGGUCAGCACGGCCCCGGGCAUCUUCCAGAAUUUGAUGGAAGACCUCCUGAAGGGCUUGCCUGGCGUCGUCCCGUACUUCGAUGACGUCUUGAUUGCCGCAAGCUCCGAGGACGAGCUCCUGGAUCGCGUCCGCCGGGUGCUCCGCUGUUUCCGAGAUGCCGGGUUGACGGUCAAGCGAGAGAAGUGCCAGCUGGGCCUGCCGCAGGUGGAGUUCCUGGGCUACUUGAUCGACGCAGAGGGCAUCCAUCCCACGCCCGACAAGAUCAAGGCGAUCCACAACGCCCCGCCGCCCCAAAGCAAACAGGAACUCCAGUCGUUCCUCGGCCUGCUGAACUUUUACCACGCCUUCCUCCCUAACAAGGCGUCGGUUGCCGAGCCGCUCCACCGGCUCUUGGACAAAUCCUCCCCGUGGGCGUGGGGUAAGUCGCAUCAACGGGCGUUCGAGGCUACCAAAGACCUCCUGUCUCCCUCCAGCUUGCUCGUCCAUUUCGAUGAGAAGCUUCCCGUUGUGUUAACAUGCGAUGCCUCGCCCUACGGUGUCGGAGCGGUUCUGAGCCACCAGCUGCCAGGCGGUCGGGAGGCCCCGAUUGCCUUCUACUCCCGGACCCUCUCCGCUGCAGAGAGGAACUACGCGCAAAUCGACCGGGAGGCGCUCGCCGUCGUGGCCGGCGUGAAGAAGUUCCACGACUACGUUUAUGGCCGCCCCUUCUCCAUCAUCACCGACCACAAGCCACUUUUGGGGUUGUUCGUGCCGGAUCGUCAGACACCACAAAUCCUGUCCCCCCGCAUGCUCCGGUGGUCGAUUUUUCUCAACGCCUACGACUUCCGGCUACUGCACCGCCCCGGGUCCAGCAUCGCGAACGCCGACGCACUCAGCCGUUUGCCGCUCAAGGACUCCGACCCGGACCCGUCCCCGGCCUACAACGUCAUGCUGCUGGAGACCCUGCCUGAACCGCCUUUGCAUGCCUCGGACAUUGCGGCUCACACUGCGAAGGACCGCACCCUCGCCCGCGUUUUGAACUGGGUGGGGAAGGGGUGGCCGGCGGCCAGGCCGGAGGGCGAAUUCAAGCCCUUUUUCACGCGGCAGCAUGAACUCUCGCUGAACAAGGGGUGUCUGCUCUGGGGGAACCGCGUCGUGGUUCCAGCCAAACUGCGCACCAAGGUCCUGGACGCCCUGCAUGCCUGCCACCCAGGAAUAGUGCGCAUGAAGGCCCUGUGGGUGAGCCGCUGCCAGCCGUGCCAAGAGUCGCGGCCCGAGAUGCCGCGAGCCCCGACCCACCAUUGGGAGUCCACCCACAAGCCCUGGUCCCGCCUCCACAUCGACUUCGCCGGCCCGUUCCAGGGCAAAACUUUCCUGAUCGUGGUGGACUCCUACUCCAAGUGGCUGGAGGUUUCUGAUGUAUGCUCUAUGACCUCGCGAGUGGUGGUUCGAGAACUGCGGAAGCUUUUUGCCACCCAUGGGUUGCCAGACACGGUGGUCUCCGACAACGGGGCCCAAUUCACGUCCGCGGAGUUCCAAGAGUUCCUGGCCAAAAAUGGAAUCCGCCACACGACCUCGGCCCCGUUCCACCCUGCCACUAACGGACAGGCAGAGAGAAUGGUCCGCACGACCAAGGAAGCGAUGCGGCGCAUUGAGCGCAACGACUGGGACAGGGGGCUGGCAGAAUUCCUCCUGUACCAGCACACCACGCCCAACUCCACCACCGGAAAAAGCCCCGCGGAGCUCCUCAUGGGCCGCCGGCCAAAAACGCCACUUGACCGGCUACACCCCGACCUUGCGCCAGAACGCCCUCGCCACCGAGAAGAACCAGCAACCCCACGGGUCGUGGAGCAGGAUGCCCCCGUCUAUGCCCGUAACUAUGGAAUGGGCCCAGCCUGGAUUCCGGCUACCGUGCAGGACGCAACCGGCCCAGUAUCCUAUCGGGUUGCCACCCCCGAGGGUCGAGUCCUCCGGCGACACAUCGAUCAGCUGCGCCGCCGACUGGCUGACGAGCCCGACCGCGCCGCUGCCACAGAAGCUCCAGAGCUUCCCAGAGUGCCGGAACAAGCCACCCCAGGGGAGAGCGAGCCGAGCAAGGAGCGCCUGUCUGCCGGCAUGCACAGAGAGCUCCUGGAAGCCGUUUCUCCCACCUCCUGCGACCCCGGGCCGACUGCUGCCACAGACGCGGCCCCACCACCCACAACACCAGUUCUGGUACCGCGUAGGUCGCAGCGGUUACGAACACGACCCCGCCACCUGAAAGACUUUGUGUGCUCCUGCGCCGCCGGACCGCGCACGCGCGAAACACCCCCCCUCCGCCAGGCAAGAGCCGAAGCGCGGCUCCGGACGGGACCGAAGUCCGGCGGCCUUCCUUGGGCGCACGCGCGCUACAGGUCCCCCGCCGCCCCGCCCCUCGCCGAGCGCGACCACGACAGCCGCGUCGCGCCCUCCCACGCCGUCGCUGCCCGGCUAGGCCCCGCCCACCCAGCGCGCGGGAGGUCGGGAAGGAGGGAGGGAGAGGUCGCUGCGCAGCAACCGGAGCGGCAGCAGUAG
Molecule: messenger RNA, 3744 nt
Organism: Euleptes europaea (tarantolino)
Lineage: Eukaryota; Metazoa; Chordata; Lepidosauria; Squamata; Sphaerodactylidae
Exons: 4
Coding region: 1-3744 (1247 amino acids)
Biological process (GO): DNA integration
Molecular function (GO): nucleic acid binding
Source: RefSeq, a predicted model, not a curated record